Calliphora vicina (urban bluebottle blowfly) is the source of this 381-nucleotide messenger RNA. RefSeq lists its product as uncharacterized. The transcript is spliced from 2 exons. The coding region runs from base 37 to 321 and encodes 94 amino acids. NCBI's taxonomy places the organism in Eukaryota, Metazoa, Arthropoda, Insecta, Diptera, Calliphoridae. The record is from RefSeq and is a predicted model, not a curated record.
UCAGUUUGAAAAUUGUAUUCCACAACAUUAGCAAAAAUGUUCAAAUUCGCCUUUGUUAUCUUUGCCCUUAUUGCUUGUGCCGCUGCUAAGCCUGGCUUUUUGGCUGCAGCUCCUUUGGCUUACACCGCUCCAGCUGCCGUUGUUGCUGCUCCCGCUCCAGUUGUCACCGCCACCAGCAGUCAAUUCAUUGCCCGUAACCACAAUGGUAUUGCCACUGCUCCCGUAGUUGCCCCAGUAGCUGCUCCCUUGACAUACACUGCUCCUUUGGCUUACUCCGCUUCCUUGCCUUUGUCUUAUGCUGCUGCUCCAGUUUUGUUUUAAAAACUGUAAAGAUUUGAUACAUGAUGCCGAAAUAAAUUGAAUUCCUAAGAACAAAAAUAA